Molecule: messenger RNA, 2220 nt
Organism: Cryptosporidium muris RN66
Lineage: Eukaryota; Apicomplexa; Conoidasida; Eucoccidiorida; Cryptosporidiidae
Exons: 2
Coding region: 1-2220 (739 amino acids)
Source: RefSeq, a predicted model, not a curated record
AUGUAUUUACUAAGUGUAUAUAUUCAUAUAUGGCCUAUUCAAAAUAGGAAAGUCGAAUUUAGCAAAAGAACUAUGAAUUAUGUAAAUAACGAUAUAUCAAGGUCAGGAAGAAAUAUUAGUUCAAAUGUGUCAGACGAGUCAAGGAUUUUCUAUUUAGUUUGUUUUGCAAGCGUGAAGCCAUUACUACUAUGGAGUUCUCUGCACUCUUUGGCAAUACUAGUUGUGUUGGUAAAUAAUAAACAAGUAACACUUCUGAGUCUAUUUCAGAAAUUAUUUAUACUGUUCAUUUCUUCUUUUUUUGGUAUUGCCACCUUCCUUAUGGUGAUUUUAAGCAGAACUAUGUGUAUAACGAGUGAGCUUUAUUUAACGGCCUCUUUUCCUUUAUUUCAUGACAUUAGUAUUAUUAUUCCGAGAUAUAUUUUGUGGGAACUUAUAUUUACUUCUAGAUGGGUAUGGCUUUCAAUUCAUCUUAUUGCUGCUUCUACAUCUUGCACAAAAGUUUGGAAUAUUUUAACAUUUUAUAGCUCUGCUCCAUCUCCAUAUAUAGCAUCACUAUUUUUAACUACUGGUGUACUUUCAUUUCUUAGAUUCUUUGGGAAAAACCAAAAUACAUUUUCAUGGUUACUACAGCUCUCUAAUAUAAAUAUUAGACACGUACCGUGCCAUUAUAAUUAUAUUCCUAAAUCCCUUGUUUCUUCAAUACACUACUUUUUACAAAAUGGUAAAAGUGGUAAUUUUCAUGUAGCACUUGCCCUAUCAUUUUUCUCAUUUUUGGUCUCAGUUCCAAUAUGUAUUAUAGGGUUUAGCAUUCCUGGGCUGACUCAAUUAUUCAAAUUUAUGCAAUCAAUGCCUUUAAAUAUAUUGUUAGAUUGGUUUUUUGAUAGUGGAAGUUCUAAAUCUGAAUAUUAUUCUUUAACUAUUGCUGCUGUUACUGUCACUUGCUUUUGGUAUUGUAUAGAACUACACUACAAUAAUAUUCAGAAUUGCUUAUCUCUUAAUUUGGGAAUUAAUAAAUAUAACUUAAUGCAAAAAUUGGAUGAAUACUCCUUAUUGGUAGACCAAUUUUCAUCUGCAUUGAUAUGUGCCCAAUCUGUUAAGCUAAUAAGAAACCAACCCUAUAAAUUAUUUACUAGAUGCUCCCAAUCUACAGAAAUUCUCAUUCUAAAAUAUUUAAAUACGGUCAUACUAACAAUAUUACUAAUUCCUCUUUAUUUACCUCUUUGGGUAGUCCCAAAAAUUAGGUAUUAUACUGGAUUAGUAAUUUCCAAUUACUUUUGCUCUACAUAUGAUACUCCUAUUUCAGUAUCAGCCUCACCAAAAUUGUGGUCAUCCUAUGAAAGAAAGUCUCUAUUUGUAAUAAACCACCUUAGAAGGCAAAUAGAUUAUAUCUUUUCUAUUCUUAUUUUACUGGAUCCUUGUAUUCCUACAAAGAUAGCCAGUAGCAACAACGAAAUUAAUAUUAUUAUACAGACAUAUCUUGGUAUCGAUAGUACACAUCUAUUAAAGAAAUUUGAUGCAAAUACGUGGUUUAUGCAGUUCUUAGAUCCCAGAAUCAAAAAACACUUUGUUGCAAGCAGUUUUAUACCAAGUAAAAUUAGUGAAUGGUGGCACAACAAUAUUCUGCUAACUGAAGAUUCUCACACACCAACAUCAGAAUCUAAAUCUCUCAUCAUAUCUUCUAUAAUGAAGGAAUAUGACACUUCUAUAUCGCUAAAACUUCAUAGGAAUGACAUAUUUCUGAAUAUUCUGAAGAAAUUUUAUGCAUUGUACAGUACAGAAUUUGCAAAUGUAUCUGAGGAUUUCUAUACAAGCAAGUUGGAUUCAAACAUAGUGAAGGACAGAAAUGGUUCAUGUAGAAAUUCAAUGUCUCAAUUAAUAUUUUUAAUGCAGGAGAUGACACUAAAUACUAUUAAUUUGUGUAUUAUCCACUUAUACGGUUACCAUCGUUGGCUAAUAAGGCUUAAGUUAACUAAUUCAUUUAACGAGAAUGUUUCAGCUCAUACUCUAAAGCUAUUUUUAUCUGAGGUUAUUCACUUAAAGAAUUAUAUAACCGUUAUUCAGGAAAUUGGUGUUUUGAAAUCUCAAUAUUUACAUCCUAUGUUUAUAAACUCUAUAUUACGUAUUUAUAAGGAGUGUGAUGAUACAAUUCAUUUGGUUAAAAAGUAUUAUUCUGAGGAGAUUUCUAACUUACAAUUACCCUUUAACUUCUUUAAUUUUUGA